Molecule: messenger RNA, 3823 nt
Organism: Hippocampus zosterae (dwarf seahorse)
Lineage: Eukaryota; Metazoa; Chordata; Actinopteri; Syngnathiformes; Syngnathidae
Product: leucine-rich repeat neuronal protein 3
Exons: 2
Coding region: 572-2701 (709 amino acids)
Molecular function (GO): protein binding
Source: RefSeq, a predicted model, not a curated record
UUUUUUAGGGUGGAGGGGGGGGUGCAAGGAGGAGGAAGAGGGGGUAGGCGGCUGUUGGGCGGCGAGAAGCUUGAGGACCAGACGUUGACUGCCGUUUCGUCACCGGAACGGCGGACUUGUAUUGUCGACACUCGCUGCCUCGAGGACCGCAAUGUUGAAAACGGUUGGAAUGGACCGGGCUGCGGAUGACAAUCAGCGGGGACGUCUUCCUUUUUGAACAGAAGGGCGUGGGGGGGUGGGGGGGACUUUACGGAUGCCUGCGAAUGUGCCAAGUCUGAGUUCCCGCAUGCCCUACCCAAUUCCUGCGCUCUACCUGACUGCAGUCUUGGCCCCGCACCCUGACGUUGAGUGAUUCGUAAUUGCCUCCAAGGGCAAUCGCACAGCAAGACAACAACAACAACGACGACGAGGAGGCAAGACUCUUGAGAGUCGGGAGCCCCGCUGCAGUGGAAUGUGGAGGUGGCAGGGCUGGUGAGUCAUUCACCUCGGCAGAUGCAAGAAAUUAUUCAUCACCGGUGAACAGCCAAGAAUACAUAAUUUACGAGGACCAAUUUCCGACGGGGAGACCAAAAUGAAGGACGCCUCGUUCGUGGAUCGUUUCUUUGUCGGCUUGGCCGUGGCCUCUUUUGUGGUGGCCGCCGACCAAAGGCCGGACUGCCCCCAAGCGUGCACGUGCGAGAACAGACCCUGGUUCUCUCCCAGUUCUGCGUACAUGGAGGCGCAGACUGUCGACUGUAACGAUCUGGGACUAUUUAACCUGCCGGAGAAACUACCGGCGGGUACGCAAGUUCUGCUGCUGCAGACAAACAACGUGGCGGCGAUAGACCGACCCUUGGAUUACCUGGCCAACGUCACGGAGAUCGAUUUGUCGCAAAACAACAUCUCGUCCGUGAUGGACGUCCGUCUCGGGACCCUGCCGCAGCUUCUGUCCCUGCACAUGGAGGAGAACAGGAUACGAGAACUGCCCGACCAAAGUCCCGUGGACGCGGCCAAUCUUCAAGAGCUCUACCUGAACCACAACCUCAUUUCCUCCAUUUCCCAAAUGGCCUUCCGGGGUCUGGGCAAGCUCCUACGGCUCCACCUCAACUCCAACAAGCUGACGGUCAUCCGCAGCGAGUGGUUCCGGCCCAUGCCGAAUCUGGAGAUUCUCAUGAUCGGCGAGAAUCCCGUGCUUUCGAUCCACGAGAUGAAUUUCAAACCUCUGGGCAGCCUGCGCAGUCUCGUCCUGACCAGAAUGAACCUGUCUCAGCUCCCCGACGGCGCUUUGGCCGGCCUGGAUAACUUGGAGAGCAUCUCCUUCUACGAUAACACCUUCCCAGAGGUGCCGCAUUCCGCCCUGAGAAACGCGAAAAACCUCAAGUUUCUGGACCUGAAUAAAAACCCGAUUGCCAGGAUACAGCGAGGGGAUUUCGCCGACAUGCUCCAUUUGAAAGAGCUCGGGAUUAACAGCAUGCCGGAGCUCGUCUCCAUCGACAGCUUUGCCCUCAAUAAUCUGCCCGAGCUGACAAAGAUAGAAGCCACCAACAACCCCAGACUCUCCUACAUCCACCCCAACGCUUUCUACAAACUGCCGCGACUGGAAACGCUCAUGCUCAACGGCAACGCGCUCAGCGCCCUCCACCGAAUCACGGUGGAGUCGCUCCCCAACCUCCGAGAGGUGAGCAUGCACAGCAACCCCAUUCGCUGCGACUGCGUGGUCCGCUGGAUGAACAUGAACAAGACCAACAUUCGCAUCAUGGAACCCGACUCGCUGUACUGCGUCGAGCCUCCGGAGUACGAGGGCCAGCGCCUCCGGCAGGUGCACUUCAGGGAGAUGACGGAGAUCUGCCUGCCGCUCAUAUCUCCCGAAAGCAUGCCGGGGCACGUCAAAGUGCGAGGCGGGAGCUCCGUCUCGCUACACUGCCGGGCCUUUGCCGAACCGGAGCCGGAGAUCUACUGGAUCACUCCUUCCGGGGAUAAAGUGCUACCCAACACGGUAUCCGACAAGUUCUCCAUGCACCCGGAGGGAACCUUUGACAUCUACGACGUGACCGAAAAGGAAGCCGGGCCUUACACCUGCGUCGCCCACAACCUGGUCGGAGCCGAUCUCAAAUCCGUUUCGGUGGAGGUCAACGGCUACUUCCCCCAACCCGCAAACGGUUCCCUCGUAGUCAAGGUCAAGUCGGUGGCGACAAACUCCGUCCUGGUCUGGUGGAAGGCGAGCCCGGGGACUCUGGCUCCCAGCGUCAAGUGGUACGCUCCGUCCGACCAUCGCCACCCCGCCGCUUCCUUCUCCGCCAGGGUGCCCUCUGACGUCCGAAGCUACAACCUGACCCAUCUCAGCCCCGCCACUCGUUACGUCGUCUGCGUGGACGUCCGCAGCAUCCACUACAAGCGCGACACCAAAUGCGUCAAUGUCACCACCGAGGGAUUAGCGCCGGCGGCCAAGGACGCCCAAAAAUGGGACGCGGCGCUAAUCGCAUCCGUUGGCGUGCUCCUGGCUGGGAUUUCCGGGGGCUGUCUGCUUAUUUAUGCGUCCCUACGGAUCCACCGACUUCACGGGGAUUUAAGGAAGCGCCGCUCCAAAGCCGCGCUGUUACCAGGGGAAGCCGGCGACGGGCGCCCUCCUUUCUCCACCAAGCUUCGCUUUUCGGGAAGGGUGCUGCCCGGCGGCGUGGAAGUCAAAGCCGCCGUCAUAAACGUGUCCGACGAUGCCUUUUAAAAGGAGCUACGCCAAUCGGACUCGAUGACAAGGCAAAGGGGGUUGGACAACGACGCCGUACCGACGCUCUGGCAAGACUACUCUUGGGCUAGGGAGGGACCGGCGUCAACUCCAAAUAGCCGAUGGGGCGGCUUACUAACUGCGACGUCGAGCCAAACCGUCCGUCCACCGGAUUGCGGUGGGGGGGGGGGGGGCACCUACUGCUGAAAGACGCAUUUGAGUACGGUUCGUACAGCAACGCCGGCGGCGCCAAGAAAGCGAAGAGACGGAGGGUCAGCGCUCUUGUAACUGACUGUUCAAUUUGUCCUGAGUUGUGGAAAUUGUCUGUGUGGUCCCAAGCAAUACCGUCUGUGCUUUGUCAAAAAAAAAACAUCCAUAGACGAGUUAGCGAUACAGUAAUAACACCCGACUAUACCAGGGAGGCUGGGGGGGUAGAGAUUUCGUAGACUAGACAAAUAAACAGUGAACUGCGGUGUCAAGCCUUUUGAUGAAACAAAGGCCCCACCCCCUCCCCGUUUUCUAUUUAAUUGAUUUUUCAUGCAACUAUCGUUAUUUCUUCGAUUACGUUAACGUCACCACCGAUCCUGUGCAUCGCAGCGGUUUAAAUAAUUGGCUUUAAAUUCAGGCAAGCGGCCGCCUAUUAAGCUUCGUGGACUUGCGCUACCAAACGGCCGCCCGGGGGGGGGGGGGGGGGGGGAGGAAACGGCGCGUCGUUGUCUUUUCGACCGAUUGCGACAAAAGCUGAGGUGGCCGUAAAUCGUCGCGUGGUCUACCCUGGUAAGUGCCUAAAAAAAACAAUACGAAAUUAAAAAAAAACAAAAAGAAAGAGAAAAAGAACUACAUUGAUAGCAGCAAAAAAUAAAACAAAACCAAAAAAAAAAAUUGUACACAUUGUACUCAUUUCCCAAGCUAUUCUCCAGUAUGACGUGACGAAUACCCUGUCAAGUAUUUUUAGCAAAUAUGUUUGGAAAAAAAAAAAACUAUUUUGUUGUUGCUUUGGGUGUCAAGUUAAAAGCCAUUUUUAUAUGAUAACUGUUCUAUAUGUGAUCGACGGGCACAGCCAACUUAUUACGCAAAGUGCUAAGAAAAUAAUAAAUGUCAUUGUUUCUUUUACAAACCAAA